Parnassius apollo (apollo) is the source of this 456-nucleotide messenger RNA. The record is from the annotation of a GenBank genome assembly. Lineage: Eukaryota; Metazoa; Arthropoda; Insecta; Lepidoptera; Papilionidae.
AUGCUAGCUCAGUUAUCUGACUCGGGUGAUGAAGAUGAAACUCUACGCCGCUCUCCAAAGAGAAUCAGAAGAGUGAACUCUGAAUGUGAUGCAGGCCAAUUCGGAAAUCGCUGGUUACUUGGAGAUAGUGUUUGUCCAAAUAGGUCAUAUUUAUUAACACCUGUUCUGAAUCAAGUUUCUGAAGCUGAACAUAGGGAAGUACACAUUAAAACUAGAAAUGUAAUUGAAAGAGCAUUUGGAGUAUGGAAACGUAGGUUCCCUGUUGUAGCUCUUACACUACAUUUGUCAAUACCAAAUAUGCAGGCAGUAAUAAUAGCAACUACAGUCCUAAAUAAUAUUUUCAGAAAUCACAAUCUCACAGAAAUCCCCUCUGAAGUAGAACUACCAGCUAUCGACCAUAGUACAAUGCCUCGUAAUGUAGUUGUUAAUAUCCUACAAACCAUAAAACUGAUCUAA